GAUAUAUUUAUAAAUUUUAUUAUAUAUCUACCUAAGAGCCAAGGGCAUAAUAUUAUAUUAAUAAUUAUUAAUAGAUUUACUAAAAUAAAAUAUUUGAUACUCUGUAAUUCUAUUACUAACGUUACUAAAGUAGCUAUAAUAUAUAUAUAG
Aspergillus ibericus CBS 121593 is the source of this 150-nucleotide messenger RNA. RefSeq lists its product as uncharacterized. The record is from RefSeq and is a predicted model, not a curated record. Lineage: Eukaryota; Fungi; Ascomycota; Eurotiomycetes; Eurotiales; Aspergillaceae. The annotation marks the transcript as partial. The transcript has a single exon.